This is a messenger RNA of Tympanuchus pallidicinctus (lesser prairie-chicken), 3739 nucleotides long. It is a transcript of the gene LACTBL1, whose product is annotated as lactamase beta like 1. The transcript has 6 exons. NCBI's taxonomy places the organism in Eukaryota, Metazoa, Chordata, Aves, Galliformes, Phasianidae. The coding region runs from base 23 to 1729 and encodes 568 amino acids. The record is from RefSeq and is a predicted model, not a curated record.
AGGCCUCCUCAAGCUCUCUGUUAUGGAAGUGAAGUGGAUUCAUGUGUUGGUCAUCUUCUUCUUCCUGCUGUCUGUUGCUAUGACAGGCUGCUUUCUGUGGCAGUACAGCCUCCCCAAGGUGGAACCCAACCCAUCUGUGAUGGAAGUAAGAUCAGAAUCUGUGCAGAUGUGCCCACGCUACCCUGAACCAGUACCACUGGACCACCCAAUCCCCAUUUUGAAGGAAGCAUUGGAGAAGGUAGACUUGAUGCUACGCCAAAAGAUUCAUACCUCUGGUCUACCUGCCAUGUCUGCCAUCGUUAUCUACAAUGACACUGUGCUCUGGACAGGCAACUUUGGGAAGAAGAAUGCUUCAGAUCCCUUCUCAGUGGUGCCCAAUGAGUACACUAUUUACAGAAUCGCCAGCGUCUCCAAGAUCUUUCCAACCCUUAUGCUGUACAAGAUGUGGGAGGAAGGGAAAGUCACGUCUCUGGAUGACCCUUUGGAACGUUACGCCCAGAACUUUGCUAUUAAAAACCCUUUGGGAAGGUUCAGGGAAUCAGAACAGAGAUACACAGCAGAUGGGCUGAUCUUUGUGGAAAAAGGUUCGAUGCCACUUAAGCCAUCGCCUGUUACCUUGCGCAGAAUGGCCAGCCAGCUCUCAGGUCUCCCCAGGAGGCUGCGAUCUACCAGCCUGCUGUGGAAGGGCAACACACAAGAAGCUCUGGCUCUCCUGAAGGAUGAUGUCUUGGUGGCUGAUCCUGGAACCAGAUGCCACUACAGCAAUUUGGCCUUCUCUCUGAUGGCACACGUGCUAGCUGACCAUGCAGCUGACGGACAGUACCAGCGAUGGAUCUCAGAGAACAUCCUGGACCGCUUGGGCAUGGAGGACACUGGCUUUGACAUCACGCCGCCCAUCCGCUCCCAGAUGGCGGUGGGUUUCUACAGCAGCCAGCUGCCAGCCCCUCUCUACGACCUCGGCUGGUACAGACCUUCUGGACAGAUGUACUCUACAGCUGCUGACCUUGCCAAGCUGGCAAUGGUGUUUUUAGGCACCUAUCACCGUCGUCUCCUAGAGCCUGACACAGUGAAGACAAUGCUGACACCUCUGUUUAAAUGCUCCACUGAAUACUUUGCCAACAAGACUGGAACGCCCUGGGAGAUUAAUGAGCAAUUGGGAUAUGAUGUCAUUAGGAAGGAUGGAGACCUUGAUGGCUAUUCAGCUACUUUCUCACUGAUCCCCAAGCUCCGCCUGAGCUUCAUUGUACUGAUGGCUGGGCCCAGGCCUCAGGGUGGAGAUCUUGUGACCCAGACAUACGAGUAUCUCAUCACUGCCAUGGAGACUGCGUUCAGAGAGGCAGAGAAAACGCUGACUCCUCCCCCAAACCCAGUCCCUUUUGUUGGCUAUUACACCUAUUCCAACCUGACUUUCUAUGAGAUCAAAGUUGGACGCGGUGGGGUGCUGGUCAUGCAGCAGUUUGGGCCUCAUGCUGAAGAGCUGAUCCCUGAGAAAUAUCGGACAAUCAAGCUCCAUCAUCUGGAAGAUCGCGUCUUCCAAGUUGUGUUUGACAAGGAGUUCCCGUGUGUUCUGCAUCUGGGCUCUGCCUCCAUCUCACUGGAGACCCAGAAUGGGCAGCUCUUUAAUUUUUAUCCAUUUGAUCGCAAGGGUUUGUCUCCUGGCUUUGAUGCACCAGGGCUGAACACAUACAACGUGGUGCGUGUGCUUCGUAAACCUGUAUUCUAUAGCUAAAUGUCCCCUCUUCUUUUCUGACUAUUCCUGAGGGGUGGCUCCAAAUCUGCAUCUUUCCAGACUCUCUUUCUGUGUGGCUUUUUGGAUGCCAUUAAUUGGGAAAUAUACUGACAAAUGACUAUUAUUUCCAACAAAUAGAUCAUGUCUCACUUCUGAAAUGACUGCAAUGGCUUGCCAUCCCUGUUCCUGCAUGGCAGUUUGGCCAGCAAUGGGGAUGCCUACAGAAAAAAAAAGAAGAAAAAAAAAACAGGUAGAAAUGAGGUGGAUGAAUGGUGUUUGGAUGCCAUAAAAACCAAACCAAACCAAACAGGUUUUAUGUCUUCACAAUUAAAAUGCCUAUAUAGUGGCCAUUGUGGUGACUGACUGGAGCCAUCAGAGGGCUGGGAAAUUCCUUUGUGUCUCUUUCAGGGCUGUUGGUGACCUCACCUCCCAUGACCAAGAUUUUUUCAAUGGAUUUGCUCAAAAACAGCACCAGCAUGAUACCAGGCUCUGCUUGUGAUACCUGAGAAGUGGGAUUCCAUUUCUUUCCAUGUUCACAUCAAGUAAACUGUGUAAAAAGCUUAAAACAGUAUGGUUUUUUCUUGGCUCCAUGGAUUUCUGCAAAAGCUGUGGUCACACUAUGGAUUUUGUAGCACUUAAUUGUAAAAGAUGAAGCAUGCUACUGUGAGCAGGGUCAUAUGAGCACGUACUGGUACAUUCCAGGUGGAAUCAAGCUUGUCACUGUCUCAGUGCAUAGAGUGAGUGUGAUAUUUGAGUGUGAUAUUUAGGUGUGUGAGUGUGGUAUUUAAGUGCAGGAACAUGUGGAAAUGUGUAUGAGUAUUUGGGGCACAGUAUCUGUGCAGAUAAAUACCUAUUUGGUGCAUGCUCUUGAGUGAGGAUGGGAACUGAAAAUGCAUUCCCCUGGGGAGUAGGAUAGAUGCACACUGAGGGUAGAUGCACCUCUAAGAAUUCUGCAAAGCAACAAAUUCAUUCCCUUCUCCCUUCUUGUGACCAGCCCGCUUAAUUUAAGUAGCCUAACUGCAAAGUGUGGUAAUGGCUGUACAGCAUGGAAAUCCUGCAGGAAGUGCAAAGGUUAAGCAUACUAGCACAGUCAAAGACUUCAAAGUGUUUAUUCUUCCACACCAUCACUGGUAUGAAGCUGGGUCCUCUUGCAGAGUGACCUCCUUCUCCUGUUUGCUCAAACAGUCUUGAUAUUGGAUGUCUCUUUGAGAGGGUUGGAAAGUAAAUCUCCUGGCACCUUGUCCCUCUUGGUUUCUCUCCCUGAUUUUAUUCUGUGUGUAGUUCCUCCGCUCUAAUUUCAUGUAGGUACCAUCACUAAAGGCCUAGAAACCUAAUCAGCAAAUAUGGUUCCCUGCCUUUUUUCAGACAAUUUCAGUUCCUUGGCAAAUAUACGGAAUAACAUGAGCCUUGCCUUACAAUCAGCCAUGGUUGCUGCUGUAUGGGUUUCCUCAUAUGUUUAACGCCCUCAUAUGUUUAAGUAUUUAAUCUGGGCUAGAGAAACAAUACACUCAAUGCAAAUUCUCUCUGUAGGCCAGUUACGUGUGCUUAUGCCCAGAGAUGAGGUUGCAGACAUGAUGCACUGCUGUUGUAUUUCCUGUAGAGACGCCUAAACGAUGUCUUGACAUGCCUGAUGUAACAGAGACUGCUCUCCUUGCUUUGGAACUUAUACAUCAGCUAUCAUUAAAUGCCUCUGAGUGAUUAUAUCACGCUCCCACAAACCCACCAAGGCAAGUGCCAUGUGCUUACAGUGGUGGAAGCAACCACUGGAUUGCUGGAAGCAUAUCCCACGUCCCACCACACUUCCCAAAGCACCACCCUGGGCUUUGGCAAGCAAGACUUAUGGUGACAUGGCACCCCAGAAGGAAUGGAGUCCAACAAUGAGACUCGCUUCUGAAACAGCCUCAUAGACAUAAUUGUAUUGUGCAUCACUUGUUUUGUAUAUUCUUAUAACAUCAUUAUCAUAAUUAUUUUCCCUUCUUCUUCUGUCCUAUUAAACAGCCUUUGUCUAAA